Messenger RNA from Arabidopsis thaliana (thale cress), 1231 nucleotides. It is a transcript of the gene bZIP2, whose product is annotated as basic leucine-zipper 2. Gene Ontology annotation, cellular component: nucleus. The record is from RefSeq and is marked reviewed. Gene Ontology annotation, molecular function: protein heterodimerization activity; DNA-binding transcription factor activity. The transcript has a single exon. Gene Ontology annotation, biological process: regulation of DNA-templated transcription. The coding region runs from base 440 to 955 and encodes 171 amino acids. Lineage: Eukaryota; Viridiplantae; Streptophyta; Magnoliopsida; Brassicales; Brassicaceae.
UUUCCCAUUCACUCAUCUUCUCUUCCUUAUCUCCUUAAAAAUCUUCUGCUGUUUUCUUUUUUAUAUUUAGAGCUCCUCUGUUUCUUCUCCAAUAACCAAAAAAAAAAAAAAACUCUUCCUCUGUUUGUUUUCAAGUUCUGACAUCAUAAAUUCAGACCGAGAAAACAUAAAAAUUUGAGUCUUUUGAUGAUCGGAAACUGAUGACUCCCGUUCUCUGCGAAAUCCUGCUCUCUGGGCUCACGGUCAAAUCUGCUCUCUGCCGUAGAACCCAUCUCGUUCAAUCUUUCUCCGUCGUCUUCCUCUACUGGUUUUACAACGUUUCAUGAAUUGCUACAAACUCUAAUUAAUUUUUUCAGACAGAUCAUAAAAAAAAACCAAACAUAAAACAUAAAACUCUGUCCUUUUUUUGUCUUCUUGUAACUUUUCUUGUUAAAAAUCAAUGGCGUCAUCUAGCAGCACAUACCGGAGCUCAAGCUCUUCCGACGGUGGUAAUAAUAACCCGUCGGACUCCGUCGUCACCGUCGACGAACGAAAACGUAAAAGAAUGUUAUCGAACAGAGAAUCUGCACGUAGGUCAAGGAUGCGUAAACAGAAACACGUUGAUGAUCUAACGGCUCAGAUCAAUCAGCUAUCAAACGACAACCGUCAGAUCUUGAACAGCCUCACCGUAACAUCUCAGCUUUACAUGAAGAUCCAAGCCGAGAACUCUGUUCUCACCGCUCAGAUGGAGGAGCUUAGCACCAGACUCCAAUCUCUCAACGAGAUCGUUGAUCUUGUUCAAUCCAACGGUGCAGGAUUUGGUGUUGACCAGAUCGACGGCUGUGGUUUUGAUGAUCGUACGGUUGGGAUCGACGGAUAUUACGAUGAUAUGAAUAUGAUGAGUAAUGUUAAUCAUUGGGGUGGUUCGGUUUACACUAACCAACCCAUUAUGGCUAAUGAUAUCAAUAUGUAUUGAUUAAUAAAAUUAAUUAAAAUAAUUAGAUGCCCCUUUUUUGUCUUUUUAUUUUAAAAUUUAGCCCAUUUUGGUGUUUUUGGGUUGGUGUGAUGAUGUAAUUAUAGUACAUGCAUCUUUGAUUGGUUGGAAGGAUAAAUAUAAACUUUAUAUAUAUAUUGGGGCAUAUAUAUAUGAGUUGUACUUUGUCAUGUAUUGGUGUGUGUUUUGUUAUAAUUAUAUGAUUAUAUAUGUUUAUGUUAUCAUGAUUUUGUCUUUCACCUUAAUAUUCCAAUUGUU